Musa acuminata subsp. malaccensis (wild Malaysian banana) is the source of this 3148-nucleotide messenger RNA. Lineage: Eukaryota; Viridiplantae; Streptophyta; Magnoliopsida; Zingiberales; Musaceae. The record is from RefSeq and is a predicted model, not a curated record.
UCGACGAGUUCUCCGAGGCGCGCGCUCUCUCUCUCUCUCUCUCUCUCUCUCUUCGUAUGUUGUUUCACUGUGGUGACUGCAAGCUGGAACCUCAGUGCUGCCAGUGCCCACUGACGCCACUAUGAAAGGUGGUGAAUGAGAGGGAAUCGUUCGCUUUUCCUCGGUCUCCAUCUGUGACGGCCCCAAAAGCCCGAGAGGGAGAAGGUCGCCUUUCCCCUCUCUUACCUCGGCGACGCUUUGCUGCUCUCUCUGGUGAUUUUUCAAUUCCGUCGGGCCAAAAAGGUUUGCGUUAGAGUGAGUUAGGCCUAAAAUUCAGCUGAAACAUAACAUAGAUUUCAGCAGGAAUUCCUGCCGUCAGUGUGGUAUAUGAUCUUUGACCGAUUUGUCGUCUCUUAGGAUCUGCAAAGCCAGUGUGUAAAAUCUUUCCAAGUCUUCCAAUACUCUGUUCGGCAUAAUGGUUUCGAGAUCGUACUCAAACCUUCUGGACCUUGCGUCCGGCGAGUUCCCCGCAUUUGGCCGGACUGGCAAGAAGCUCCCUAGAGUGAUGACUGUCGCCGGGAUCAUCUCCGAUCUGGACGAGGAGAACACCAACAGUAUGACGUCGGAUGGCCCCUCUUCUGUCUCUCAGGACCGGAUGAUCAUAGUCGGCAAUCAGCUGCCGAUUCGCGCUCACCGAAGACCCGAUGGCAAGGGCUGGAACUUCAGCUGGGACGAGGACUCGCUACUCCUGCAGCUCAAAGAUGGUCUUGGGGAGGACGUGGAAGUCGUAUAUAUCGGUUGCUUGAGGGAGGAGAUAGAUCCCGCAGAACAGGAUGAUGUUUCCCAGACGUUGCUCGAGACGUUUAGGUGCGUCCCGACGUUCCUCGCGCCCGAUCUCUUCUCCAAGUUCUACCAUGGGUUCUGCAAGCAGCAUCUGUGGCCCCUGUUCCACUACAUGCUCCCCCUGUCGCCGGACCUCGGCGGGCGUUUCGACCGGGUUCUUUGGCAAGCUUAUGUUUCGGUGAACAAGAUAUUUGCGGACAAGAUCAUGGAGGUGAUAAAUCCGGAUGAUGAUUUCGUGUGGGUGCAUGAUUACCAUCUUAUGGUGUUGCCGACCUUCCUGAGGAAGAGGUUUAACAGGGUGAAGCUUGGGUUCUUUCUCCAUAGCCCGUUUCCCUCUUCCGAGAUUUACAGAACCCUUCCUGUGAGAGAUGAACUCCUCAGAGCUCUCCUGAACGCCGAUCUCAUUGGCUUUCAUACCUUCGAUUACGCCAGACACUUCCUUUCUUGCUGUGGUAGAAUGCUUGGCCUCGCCUAUGAAUCGAAAAGGGGCUACAUUGGGCUCGAGUACUACGGCCGCACUGUCAGUAUCAAAAUCCUUCCGGUAGGGAUUCACACCGGUCAGCUCCAGUCGGUUCUACGGCUUCCAGAAACCGAAGCUAGAGUAUCUGAGCUCAGGGAUCAACUCAAGGAUCGAAUCGUAUUGCUUGGAGUGGACGACAUGGACAUAUUCAAAGGAAUAAGCUUAAAGCUUUUGGCCACGGAGCAAUUGCUUGUGCAGCACCCGGAGUGGAGGGAGAAGGUGGUGUUGGUGCAGAUUGCCAAUCCCGCAAGAGGCCGAGGCAAAGAUGUGCAAGACGUGCAAUCGGAGAUGCAUACCACCGCUGAAAGGAUAAAUGAGAGAUUCGGAAGGCCAGGCUACAAACCUGUCAUCUUGAUCGAUCACCCACUUCAGUUCUACGAGAGGAUUGCGUAUUAUGUAAUCGCCGAGUGUUGUCUGGUCACGGCAGUGAGGGAUGGGAUGAAUCUGAUACCCUACGAGUAUGUGAUUUGCCGGCAAGGUACCGAGAGAUUGGAUGAGAUACUGCAGCUCGGUCCAUCGGUGCCGAAGAGGAGCAUGCUGGUUGUCUCUGAAUUCAUCGGCUGUUCUCCAUCCCUCAGCGGAGCCAUUCGUGUCAAUCCAUGGAACAUAGAUUCCGUGGCUGAGGCAAUGGACACAGCUUUGGUAAUUCAGGAGUCGGAGAAACAAUUACGCCACGAGAAGCAUUACAAGUAUGUGAUCACCCACGAUGUUGGAUAUUGGGCAAACAGCUUUUUGCAAGAUCUGCAGAGGGCUUGCCGAGACCACACGAUGAGGAGGUGCUGGGGGAUUGGUUUCGGCUUAGGCUUCAGGGUCAUUGCGCUAGAUUACACUUUCAGGAAGCUGUCCGUAGAUCACAUUGUGUCUGCUUACCGAAGGACCAAAAGCCGAGCCAUUCUCUUGGAUUACGAUGGUACCAUAAUGCCUCAGACGUCGAUCAACAAGACCCCGACCCCUGAGGCCAUCAGUACAUUGAAGAGCUUGUGCGAUGAUCCCAGGAAUGUGGUGUUUCUUGUUAGUGGAAGAGACAAGAUCACUCUGAGCGAGUGGUUUUCUUCUUGCGACAAGCUAGUAAUUGCAGCCGAGCAUGGCUACUUCCUGAGGGAGAAGUCUGAUGCAGAAUGGGAAACAUGCGUUUCGGUGGCCGACUUCGACUGGAAGCAGAUGGCAGAGCCGAUCAUGCAGUUAUACACCGAAGCCACUGAUGGUUCGUCCAUAGAGACCAGGGAAAGUGCACUCGUCUGGCACUACCAGUAUGCUGAUCCGGAUUUCGGGUCAUGCCAAGCCAAAGAACUCCUCGACCAUCUAGAGAGCGUCCUCACGAACGAGCCGGUGUCCGUGAAGAGUGGCCAACACAUCGUAGAAGUCAAGCCACAGGGUGUGUCGAAGGGCGUGGUGGCGGAACGACUUCUGUCCACAGCAAGCCAGAAGGGCGUGCUUCCGGAUUUUGUUCUUUGCAUAGGUGAUGAUAGAUCAGACGAGGAUAUGUUCGAAGUCAUCAUGAGCGCCACGGCCGGACCUAAUCUCUCACCGGUCGCAGAAGUGUUUGCCUGCACGGUCGGGCAAAAGCCGAGCAAAGCAAAGUACUUCUUGGAGGAUACUACCGAGAUCGUCAGAAUGUUGCAGGGCCUCGCGACGGCUUCAGACCAAAUGGCUCGUGCUGCUGCAUCUCAAACUCCGCCACAGUGAAUCAAGCAAUGCUGUUUUUGUUCCUCCCGUGUUUAUGUAUAUAUGUCCACGUCUGCUAUAACAUAAACUUGGUAGAACAUUUGCGCUCUACUUUUGGGAUUGGACUGCUCCUUCUCGAUU